CAGAUAUCGCGGGGUCAAUUGGCAGUCUAGCAAUUAGCUUUAUAGCUACCGUCGAAGAAGACCACAUCGGCAACCAUGAAAUUCCUGGCUAUUCUGAUGGCGUUCGUGUCGGUCUGCUCAGCAGCUCCGAGCGGAAUUUUGGCCCCAGCCUUACCAGGCAUAGCUGUUGCUGGACCACAGGUGGGCCCUGCAGUUGUUGCUGGUCCGGCAACCGGAGUUGUAAAAGUGGCUGGUCCUGUGGCUGGUCCAGCUCUGGUCACCGGUGCAGUCGCUGCUCCAUCCGCUGUCGUUGGCUCUGUCGCUGGUCCUACUGUUGUUUCUGAACCCGGUUUGGGCGCUGUUGUCGUUGGAGGCGGAGUCGUUGCCCCUGCAGGCAUAGUUGCAGCUGCACCUGCGAUCCUGGCACCUCCCGCCACAGUCGUCGCUGGUCCAGUCACGUCUGCGGUCGUCGCAGGUCCAGUCACGUCUGCGGUCGUCGCAGGUCCAGCAACGUCUGCGGUCGUCGCAGGACCCGUUGCCAAAGCAGCUGUUAUUGGUGCUUCUGCCUCGGCGGUAAUUGCCGGAGGUCACCCCUGGUAAUAGACUAAUAAGAAAAUGUGAAACUCCAUGAUAUACAUACCUCGUGCCUAACUCAGGCCUACACUUACGACAUUCUAUUCUUUUACCUACUGAUUUAAACUGGAUAAUGCAUCCAGAUACAUGUACGCUUAUAUUUAAACAUAUAUUUAAAUAUUUAACUGUAUAAAUAAACAAUAUUGUAUAGUCA
Molecule: messenger RNA, 766 nt
Organism: Megalopta genalis
Lineage: Eukaryota; Metazoa; Arthropoda; Insecta; Hymenoptera; Halictidae
Source: RefSeq, a predicted model, not a curated record